AUGUCGAUGAAUUUGAUUCAUCGCUUGCAGACAUGGUCUUCGAAACAAGUUUUUAUUCUUUUUGCCGCAUUUUUAGUUUAUGUUCUCGCCGAUGGCGCAACGUUUUCCUUUGGACUUUACGUGGAUGAAUUGAUUACUGAGUAUUCGAAAACGAAAUCCAAAACAGUUCUACGCACAAGCACAAUAGCUGCAAUGACACAGUCAAUUCCUCUCCUUCUCAGUCCGAUUGUAUGUCGAUGGACGACAAAGUUCGGGGCUAGCUCAGCGUCACUUAUUGGAUGUAUUGUUUCGGCUAUUGGAUAUAGUCUUCCGUUUAUUCUUCAAUUUUAUAAGACAUUUUGGAUACCAGCGAUUGGUUAUGGAUGUUUAUUAAGCAUUGGACUUGCAUUUUGUUAUGUACCAGCAUAUUUAACAUUGCCAUUCUAUUUCGAAGAUGAUCGAGGUACAGCGACGGGUUUAGCUGUAUCGGGAAGUGGAGUUGGACAAGUUUUAUUAUCAGUUCUUGUCAAAGCAUGUAUUUUGGAAUAUGGAUGGCGUGGUGCGUCAUUAAUUACAGGCGGCUUAUUUUUCUUUAUGAUUAUAGCAGUCUUAGCGUUCCGUACGCCUUCGACAUCGGAUCUAUCAUCUGUUACUCAGCCAGAAACUGAACUUCGAGAAAAUCUCGUUCAUUCCUCUAUUGCUGUAGCAAUAGAAGACACAGAACCACGAGAAGAAAUAAGCAUCGAUCGCCCAUCAUCUCGUCGUUCUCGUGGUAUGACUAUCGCCCAAGUUCUUCCACUUCUUAUCUCAUCUGUACCUGUCCGUGCCGGGGUCACGAUGCCGCCUACCGAACCAUCGACAAAUCGGCGACACUCGUUGAAUAUUCGACCACGAAAUUUUACAGUUUGUACAGAACCUUCUACUAGACAAACUACAACGUUUGUGCCUACGACAGAUUUUCGGAGAAAACGUGCGAAAACCAUUGCAGUUCCACCAUCAACUACACAGAAAUGGAGUGGAUCCCUUGAACGUAUUCGUCCACCUCCACUAGCACCCAUUGCUUCAGCAGAAGAAAGCAGCGAUGAAGAACAACAUUCAUCAUCGUCUUUGUCCUCAUCACAAUUACCAUCAUUACCUUCAGUGCGUCUACCACCAGUCGAGCAAAUGGAUCUCUUAGACGAACCUGUCAAUGAACAACAUUGGCUGCUCAACUAUCGUUUUCUUCUCUUUUGUUUUUCAAAUUUCGCCCUCUGUCUUGUUAUGGGUGCUCCAUACGUCAUCUUUCCAAAGUAUAUCUCUGAAACGUUCCAAAAUCAAGGAUAUUUAGCAUCCUGGACAUUAUCAAAUAUGGGCAUCGCAUCAGGUGUUGGCCAAAUUCUUCUUGGUUAUCUUCAUGAUCGAAAAAUCUUUUCCGCUUGGAUCAUGUACACAUUUUCCGUGAUCAUUUCCGGAGCGUCAUUGGUCAUUCUCGCUCUAUUUCGUUACAAGGCCGUCGUUCUAAUCUGUGCAUUUAUGUACGGGUUAGCAAUCAGCGCCAAUUAUGCUUUACAAGUCCUGAUUGUUAUCGAUGCUAUAUCAAUGGAGAAAAUGACGAACGGGUUUGGAAUUUUACAAUUUUGUCAAGGUGUUAGCACUCUCAUUGGUAUUCCUAUUCAAGGUUUAUUACGUGAUGUUAGUCAUACAUAUAAGCUCUCGUUUCUUACAUCGGGAUUUAUAAUCAUAAUUUCUGGUCUCAUUAUGUUUCUCUGGCCAUGUUUAAAGGCGAAAAAACCAACUCGUGUAGACAAUGGCCAAGAAUAG
Messenger RNA from Adineta ricciae, 1779 nucleotides. Lineage: Eukaryota; Metazoa; Rotifera; Eurotatoria; Adinetida; Adinetidae. The record is from the annotation of a GenBank genome assembly.